Aplosporella prunicola CBS 121167 is the source of this 1908-nucleotide messenger RNA. RefSeq lists its product as uncharacterized. The coding region runs from base 1 to 1908 and encodes 635 amino acids. Gene Ontology annotation, biological process: transmembrane transport. Gene Ontology annotation, molecular function: myo-inositol:proton symporter activity. The transcript has 6 exons. Gene Ontology annotation, cellular component: membrane. Lineage: Eukaryota; Fungi; Ascomycota; Dothideomycetes; Botryosphaeriales; Aplosporellaceae. The record is from RefSeq and is a predicted model, not a curated record.
AUGCGCACCCUGAGAGCCGACGAACCCGAGGCCAACGAGCCGCUCAUUACCGGCGAUGCCGCAGCGCUGCCGGACCCGGAGGACUACGACGCCGAGUUUGAGGAAGAGGUGGUAGAUGAGAGCGCGCUGGCAGCUCCGGGACUGUUCAUCUGGGCCCUCACAUUCUCUGCCGGCGUCAGCGGACUGCUGUUCGGAUACGACACCGGCGUGAUAAGCUCGACGCUCGUCAGCGUGGGCACCGAUCUCUCUGCCCGUACUCUCGAUACUCUGGACAAAUCCCUGGUUACGUCUGCCACGAGCCUCUUCGCCCUUAUGGCGAGUCCGGUCACUGGUGUGCUUGCGGAUGCUUGGGGCAGGAAGACAGUUAUCUUGGUGGCCGAUGUGCUGUUCAUUGUGGGCGCGCUUGGACAAGCAUGGUCGACGACAGUCUGGGGCAUGAUAUUGGGGCGAAGCAUUGUCGGAUUGGCAGUGGGCAGCGCGAGUUUCGUCGUGCCACUGUAUAUUUCAGAAUUGUCUCCGUCUCCUUUCCGCGGCCGCCUCGUUACGGUGGCCAGUCUGUUUAUCACCGGCGGCCAAGUGGUUGCGUACAUUGUUGGCUGGCUCUACUCCACUACGCCGCAUGGCUGGAAAUGGAUGGUCGGUCUCGGGGCUCUACCAGCCAUCAUCCAAUUCAUGACGUUAGGAUUUAUGCCUGAGACGCCGCGCUGGCUCGUCAAAGCCGGCCGGAAAGAGCAAGCCCGUCGUGUGUUGAGAAAAGUCUACAGCGUGCCACCUGAUCAAAGCGACAAGCUCACCGAGAGCCUUGUCCGGCAGAUUGAGAGGGAAGUCCUAGAAGAGGAGGAAGCCGCUAACAGUAGGCGCAACUCUAAUAUCCCCAAGCGUGGGCUGGAAGCCAAACUCGCUGCCGUCAAUGAUGGAUUCGGGGAACUAGUGGCAGUCGGCGGCAACAGGCGCGCACUCAUCAUUGCCUGCAUGCUUCAAGGAUUUCAGCAACUCUGUGGAUUUAACAGUUUGAUGUAUUUCUCGGCGACAAUAUUUGCGCUGGUGGGCUUCCGCUCGCCGACAUUGACGAGCUUAUCCAUCGCCCUGACAAACUUCCUCUUCACGCUCGUGGCGUUCCACUCUAUUGACCGGAUCGGCAGGCGCCGCAUAUUGCUCUACUCUGUUCCCAUCAUGGUAGCUGGCUUGGCGUUGUGUGCUGUUGCGUUCAACUUCUUGGAUUUACCGGGCGAUGAGGCUGCCGUGCAUGAUACAGCAGAGGCCUCACAAGGCGGUGCCUGGGCUGCGAUCAUCCUCGUUGCCAUGAUCGUCUACGUCGCCGGCUACGCUGUGGGAAUGGGCAAUGUGCCAUGGCAGCAAUCCGAACUCUUCCCCCUCUCCGUCCGCUCGCUCGGCUCCGCUCUCGCUACAGCCACCAACUGGGGUUCAAACUUCCUUAUUGGCAUUACUUUCUUGCCCAUGAUGGACGGCCUGACGCCCGUGGGCACGUUUGCACUCUACGCGCUUGUGUGCGUCGCUUGCUGGGUCACGGUGUGGCGCAUCUAUCCGGAGACGGCGGGACUGGGGCUCGAGGAAAUGUUCGCCAACACCAAGAUCUUCGCCAUCACACUCCUCGCAGCGAGCUUCCCCGUUGCUGUUCUUGCCGAAGAACCACAUUGCGAAACAUCGAGUGGCAGUCCCGACACUGGAUCUGUGACAGACGUCAUCAACGAAGCUCGUGGAAAAGACGGUAACCACCAGAACUUGAACGCGUUUGGCAGUCACUGCACAAACGUUGUCGAGCACAACGAAGCAGCUAUCGCUCUCUGCGGCGACACCAUCCCUCUUAGCGGUGCUGAGGUCGCUUCUAUGGCCAACGAUAUUCAGCAGACGUCUGUCGCCGGAUGGAAGGGUCGGCGGCUGGGUUAG